Spodoptera litura is the source of this 1077-nucleotide messenger RNA. RefSeq lists its product as uncharacterized. NCBI's taxonomy places the organism in Eukaryota, Metazoa, Arthropoda, Insecta, Lepidoptera, Noctuidae. The record is from RefSeq and is a predicted model, not a curated record.
AUGUCAAUAGCACCCAGCUUAAUCCUUCUGAACGCGCUUAAAACCGCUCUCAGACCCAUAAUGCUCGUUGUUGGAAAAAGGCUUAAAGCUGAUAAAUUGUUUCAGACUGCCCUGUCUCGACGGAAGGAGUCUGCGGCUCCAUUGACGGGGGAAAGAGACAGUACAAUAUUCCGACAUGGAUUUGGAUAUCCUCUCGCCCUGGUGUUAAGACUACGAGUUUUACAGAUAGUAUGUGGCAUAUCAGCUAUGGUGAUGGGCAGCGUGGCCUUCAUAGAAGAAAGACAGAAGUUCAACAUGGGGCUAGGGAUACCUGCAGGAGGCAUCAGUGUAUUAGCAGCAGCGGUAUCAAUUCACACGUCUCGCGGAUGGAGCGCCAUCUCAGGCGUAGCGGGUGCCGGAGCGGGAGCGGCGAGCGUUUUGUGGGCAGCUGCGGCGUGCCUUCUUAUAGCCCUCGUCGUGCAAUGCUGUAGAACUAUUCUAGAUCCUCCUGGAAUUGAUCAUGGAGACGGCCCCAACGAAGAGGACACGAUACCAUCAUCACGCGAUUUAGUUGUAAUCGCUUGUGUACAAAUCGCUCUAGCUGCCGCUACGCUCCUGAGCGCGGCGAUAUGCGCGCGCAUCGAUUGUGGAACAUGACGGGAGCCGCAGCGCACGCUUACUCGACGAAGAGUGAGCGAGGCGCCUGUACCCGCUACCGCUGUUGCUGACACUGUGAUCGCACCCGAAGAAGUUAUAGUCGAAAGGGAAGGCAGUCGGGUAGCCUGGCUUAUAUAAAUAUUUGCGUUGGAAUUCAUUUGUGAAAUGAAAUAAAGGACUGGACUUAGGAACUGAAUAAGGAUCGUGAUUUAAAUUUAUUAGUGAGUGUAUAUUGAACGUUUUAGAGACGUGUAAGUUUAAGUCUAACUAGUCUAUAGUGUACAAAUUAAUUAUCACUUAAGUAAAAUCGGCCGGGCAUCACAUCUGCCAAAUUCAUUGUUUUGAAUAUCACAAAAACACCGCAGCAAAAUUUUAAACCGAUGUAUUUUCCGAUGACAAAAGUUAUUCAAGAUAUUGAAAAUUCGCAAACACAAAGUCAAA